This is a messenger RNA of Menidia menidia (Atlantic silverside), 312 nucleotides long. NCBI's taxonomy places the organism in Eukaryota, Metazoa, Chordata, Actinopteri, Atheriniformes, Atherinopsidae. The record is from the annotation of a GenBank genome assembly.
AUGGCCUUUGACAGAAACUCCUCCAGAACCUAUGAUUCAGUGACCCGGAGGCACCACGAUCUGCUGGUCACCCUCUCAGGAACACAGUCCUUUGGUCUGGUCAGACAUAGCGGGGUCCGUCAGUCGAGUUCCUGGCAGCACCUUUUCUUUACUGUUUACCUCAAUGACGAAACGUCGCAUAUUGUUUCGGGCCUGUACGGAUCAAGAGAGAGCGACGGCUGCAUCGUUACGAGUGGCAUGGAUAUUGGGAAAAAAGAAAAAGCCGUUUACAGACUCGGAGAUAGUCAAGGAAUGUAUGCUGGCAUCCAUUAA